CAGGAAUCAGUCAUGGGACUGCUGCUACCUCUCCUUCUUGCUUUACUCUCCUGUUUGAUUGGAGGACUCUACCUACUUGGUGUGUUUCGACGGCACCGACCAGGUGAACCCCCUUUGGAUAAGGGGCUCGUCCCUUGGCUGGGUCAUUUCUUGGAGUUUCGCAGGAACACAUUAAAAUUCAUCAAGAGGAUGAAGCAAAAACACGGCGAUGUGUUCACAGUGCAGCUGGGAGGGUGUUAUAUCACAUUCAGUCAGGAUCCUCUGUCGUUUCAGGGUAUUGUUAAGGAGAGUCGAGAAAAACUGGACAACUUACCUAUUGUUGACAAGCUGUUGCAUAGAAUGUUUGGAUAUGUGGCAGAGGGGGAUGACCACACUUUUCUCAAGGCCUCCAGCAACAAGCACCUCAAGGGGGACGGCCUGAAGGUACUGACACAAGCUAUGAUGGAUAAUUUGCAGAAUCUGAUGUCUCAUGAAAUCGCCUCAGGAGCAGACCAAAGCAGCUGGAAAGAAGAUGGACUGUUUGUAUACAGCUGCAAUAUCCUUUUCAGGGCCGGCUACUUAUCUCUGUAUGGCUACGCAUCUCCCAAGUCAGAAGAAAGUGAGGAGAAAGCCAAAGAGAAAGACAGAGCGGAAUCUGAUGCCUUGUUUAAAGAGUUUCGUAAAUAUGACCAACUCUUCCCAGACCUGGCUUACGGGGUCCUCUCACCGAGGGAAAGGUUGGAAGCAAAGAGGCUGAGGGAACUAUUCUGGACCACUCUGUCGGUGCAGAAGAUGAAGAUGAAGACAUCAGAAAGUCGCUGGAUCUGGGAAAUGCACCAGUAUCUAGAUGAGAAUGGUAUGAAGGAAUCGAUAAGCAGAUACAUGUUUGUGCUUCUUUGGGCCUCUCAUGGCAACACAGGGCCAGCUUCAUUCUGGCAGCUCCUUUUCCUCAUGAAACACCUAGAAGCCAUGAGAAGGAAGAGAUUGAUAAGAGCUGUGCUCCAGGAUAUGACCCUCAAGAUGGCAGAUGGGCGUGAAUAUAUCACUAACUGUAGCAAGGCCCUGGAACUGGAAUCAGUCAUGGGACUGCUGCUACCUCUCCUUCUUGCUUUACUCUCCUGUUUGAUUGGAGUACUCUACCUACUUGGUGUGUUUCGACAGCACCGACCAGGUGAACCCCCUUUGGAUAAGGGGCGCAUCCCUUGGCUGGGUCAUGUCUUGGAGUUUCGCAGGAACACAUCAAAAUUCAUCGAGAGGAUGGAAAAAAAACACGGCGAUGUGUUCACAGUACAGCUGGGAGGGCUUUAUUUCACAUUCCUUCAGGAUCCUCUGUCGUUUGGGGCUUUUGUUAAGGAGAGUCGAGAAAAACUGGACUUCUUAUCGUUUGUUAAAGAGCUGGUUCACAGAGUUUUUGGAUAUGUGGCAGAGGGGGAUUACCACACUGUUCUUCAGGUCUCCAGCAACAAGCACCUCAAGGGGGAUGGCCUGAAGGUAAUGACACAAGCUAUGAUGGAUAAUUUGCAGAAUCUGAUGACUCAUGAAAUCGGCUCAUCAGCAGACCAAAGCAGCUGGAAAGAAGUUGGACUGUUUAUGUACAGCUACAAUAUCCUUUUCAGGGCCGGCUACUUAUCUCUGUAUGGGUAUACAUCUCCCCAGUCAGAAGUCAGUGAGGAGAAGGCCAAAGAGAAAGACAGAGCAGAAUCUGAAGCAUUGUUUAAAGAGUUUCGUAAAUUUGAUCAACUCUUCCCCAACUUGGUUUACGGGGUCCUCUCACCGAGGGAAAGGUUGGAAGCAAGGAGGCUGAGGGAACUAAUCUGUAACACUCUAUCGGUGCAGAAGAUGAAGAUGAAGAACAACGUCAGUGGCUGGAUCUGGGACAAUGCCCAGUAUCUAGAGGAGAAUGGUUUGAAGGAGUCAAUGAUAAACAGAUACAUGUUUGUGCUUCUUUGGGCCUCUCAGAGCAACACAGGGCCCAUUUCAUUCUGGCUGCUCCUUUUCCUCAUGAAACACCCAGAAGCCAUGAAAGCAGUGAAGGAAGAGAUUGAUAAGGUUCUGAAGGAAUCAGGGCAGGAAGUCAGACCUGGUGGCCCUUCUAUCAGCCUGACCUAUGAAAUGCUGACGAAAACAACCAUCCUGAACAGUGCUUUGGAAGAGACCCUCCGACUCCUUGUGGCACCUGUCCUCACAAGAUGUGUGCUCAAGGAUAUGACCCUCAAGAUGGCAGAUGGGCGUGAAUAUAUCAUCCGCAAAGGUGACCGAUUGGCUAUGUUUCCUUAUUCUGCUGUUCAAACUGACCCAGAGAUCCACCCUGACCCACAUUCAUUCAAAUAUGACCGCUUUCUGAAUGCUGACGGAAGCAAGAAAACAGACUUUUACAAGAAUGGGCAGAAGGUGAAGUUUUACUCCAUGCCCUGGGGCUCUGGGGUCUCCAUGUGUCCGGGGCGUUUCUUUGCCUCUAGUGAAGUUAGGCAGUUUGUUUUCCUGGUGUUGGCCUACUUUGAGAUUGAGCUGAAGAAUCCUGAGGAGAAGAUACCUGAAAUCGACUUCAGCCGAUGGGGCUUUGGAGCCAUGCAGCCUAACAGAGAGGUCCAGUUUCGAUACCGGCCAACAUUUUAAA
Messenger RNA from Platichthys flesus (European flounder), 2596 nucleotides. RefSeq names its product 7-alpha-hydroxycholest-4-en-3-one 12-alpha-hydroxylase-like. The transcript is spliced from 4 exons. Lineage: Eukaryota; Metazoa; Chordata; Actinopteri; Pleuronectiformes; Pleuronectidae. Gene Ontology annotation, molecular function: sterol 12-alpha-hydroxylase activity; heme binding; iron ion binding. The coding region runs from base 13 to 2595 and encodes 860 amino acids. The record is from RefSeq and is a predicted model, not a curated record.